This is a messenger RNA of Pungitius pungitius (ninespine stickleback), 4785 nucleotides long. It is a transcript of the gene sgpl1, whose product is annotated as sphingosine-1-phosphate lyase 1. Lineage: Eukaryota; Metazoa; Chordata; Actinopteri; Perciformes; Gasterosteidae. Bases 792 to 2489 code for a protein of 565 amino acids. Gene Ontology annotation, molecular function: pyridoxal phosphate binding; sphinganine-1-phosphate aldolase activity. The record is from RefSeq and is a predicted model, not a curated record. Gene Ontology annotation, cellular component: endoplasmic reticulum. Gene Ontology annotation, biological process: carboxylic acid metabolic process; sphingolipid catabolic process. The transcript is spliced from 14 exons.
GCUGCACACAGCCGAUCUGGCCUAACCUGUAUGAGUGGAUGUCAUCCCAACAAGCAGGUGUGACCGCUGUAGCUCGGGGUUGGUGGGCGGACCCCUGUGGCUCACUGACAACCCUCCAUUUAAGCUCCGCUCACUUAAAACACCUCAAUGUUCUCUUCACGAAACUCCCUUUGCACUAUUCUCCCCCUCCCCUCCCCCUGUGUGCAGAUAAUGCUUGAGAUUCAAACAAUGAGCACAGUGUUUCAUAAGCUCAAGGCAAGUGGCCUCAGCGUGCUAUUAACAGCACGUUUAUAUGGGACUCGGAUUGCUCAACAUAUUGUCUGUUGAACCUUAAGCUUUCCUGCAUCUGAUUGCGGCCGUGUUGGAGAAACAAGGGUCCACGUCACCAAAGUGCCUGCUAUUGUGCCAUAAAACUCCUAUCAUUAUGGAAAGAUAAUCUUUUUGCACUAUGGAUUUGCUCUCCGGGGUCAAUUCAGUGAUAUGGCUGUGAUUUGAGACCAGUUUGAUCUUUUUAGGCUGUGACAAAUCUGGCAGCGCUUAUUGGUAAUCGGGCUCAGGGCGAAAUCUCCUCUAGUUCAGUCUGUCUGAAGGCAGACUUCCUGUCGUGUCUCAUUGUGGUUGAUUACCAAACCUCCGGCUGGUUGGAAGUGUUGUUUGUGGCUCUGGUUGCUGGGAGGAGUCUGGUGAUCGUUCAGCAGGCAGCUGAGAGCGGUCUCUCACUCUCACCUGGAGAACAAAGGGACGCUGGCAGUGUGGCUGUGAGGGGGCAUCUGAACUCUGUGGAUCUGACAAUGGCUUCUCAUAGUGCCUUGGAGGUGUAUCAGGAGAUGGUCCUGCUGUACCUGGAGGAGGGCCGGCGGCAGGUCAACUCGCGCUGCGUGGACAUGGAGCCGUGGCAGAUCAUCGGCGCCACGGUCCUCACCACACUGGGAGCAGUCUGGAUCAAAGGCUUCUUCUUCCAGCAAGAAAGUCUCCCGUCCAGAAUCAAGAAGCUGUGCUUUCGACUCAUCAGAAAAAUACCCUUUGUUGGCGCAAAUAUCCAGAGCCAGCUCAACAAGGCUUUGGUGGACAUGUCUGCCAGUCUGUGCACGUUGAAGGAGGGGAUGAGCUACACCAAGCAGCUGCCCUCCAAAGGCCUCUCACAGAGCCAAGUGCUGGACAAGAUCCGAGAGUAUGAGACUCUGAAUGAUGUGCAGUGGGAGAAGGGCUGUGUUUCGGGGGCUGUGUACUGGGGCGAUAAAUCUCUGACCAGUCUGCUGGUGAAGGUUUAUGGAGAUUUCGCAUGGAGCAAUCCCCUCCACCCAGACAUCUUUCCUGGUGUGAGAAAGAUGGAGGCAGAGGUUGUCCGGAUGGCUUGCACACUCUUCCACGGGGGACCCAACUCCUGUGGCACAGUUACUUCGGGAGGAACUGAGAGCAUUCUGAUGGCCUGCAAGGCGUACCGAGACAUGGCGUAUGAACGCGGUGUGAAGUACCCUGAAAUUCUGGCACCUGUGAGCGUCCACGCGGCCUUCGACAAAGCAGCGCAUUACUUUGGCAUGAAGCUUGUCCACGUUGCCCUCGACAAGAACACCAUGCAAGUAGACGUGAAGGCAAUGAAGAGAGCCAUCAACAAGAACACUGCCAUGCUGGUGUGCUCGACGCCUCAGUUUCCUCAUGGAAUCAUGGAUCCCGUUGAGGAAGUAGCAAAGCUGGCUGUGCGCUACAACGUCCCGAUGCACGUGGACGCCUGUCUGGGAGGUUUUCUCAUUGUCUUCAUGGCCAAGGCCGGUUACCCACUCUCCCCGUUUGACUUCAGGGUAAAAGGUGUUACCAGCAUCUCUGCUGACACCCACAAGUACGGGUUCGCCCCCAAAGGUUCCUCAGUGAUCCUCUACAGUGAUACAAAGUACCGUCACUACCAGUACUUUGUAGCUCCGGACUGGCAGGGGGGGAUCUACGCCUCGCCCUCUGUUGCAGGCUCCAGGCCGGGUGGAAUCAUCGCCGCCUGCUGGGCGACCAUGAUGCACAUGGGGGAGGACGGAUACGUCAAUGCCACCAAGAAGAUCAUCAGCACGGCACGCAAAAUCCAAAAAGAAGUCAACAAGAUACAGGGUGUGUUUGUUUUUGGGGAGCCAGAGGUGUCCGUGGUGGCAAUAGGCUCAAAUGAUUUUGAUAUUUUCCGUCUGUCUAAUGCGCUGACAACAAAGGGCUGGAACCUGAACACACUGCAGUACCCGUCCAGCAUCCACAUCUGUUGCACAGUUCUGCACACGCAGUCGGGCGUCGCUGAUAGGUUCAUCCGUGACGUCAAAGAGCAGGUGGCCAUCAUCAUGAAGAACCCCAAGGAGAAAACCACAGGAAUGGGGGCGAUCUACGGCAUGGCCCAGUCCAUCCCAGACAGAUCCAUGGUGACGGAGAUCUCCCGAGGUUUCCUGGACUGUCUCUACAGCACCGAGGUGGCCAAGUCCAACACCAGCCACAUGAACGGCAACGGCAAAGCCCACUGAAGCAGGGUGGGGCCGCCCUGGCCCCCAACCCCCUGCUCGCCUCCUCCAGGAGCCCCCAAGCGAGCGGCUCAAAGGUUGCCUUAUCUUGCAUACAUACACCAUACCGAAAGCCUCUGCAGAGCUCUUCUGAAGCACAAGCCAUUCUCAUUUAAAAUGACGUGUAACAUUGUGCCUAAAUGGCACAGAGAAGAAACGACUGGUUCCAAACGAGGUUUAGUCUUUAAUUUUAUCCAUGUGGUGGAUUUUGUGGUUUCAUGUGUUUGAAAAGUUCAUUUCAAUUGUGUCUUUUGUUUAAUGUGUAUGUCUGUCAUAAUCUCAACCCAUUCCUUUUUUUUUUUUUGAUUUUUUUUUUUACUCCCCGAACAUUUCAGCUUGUUUUCACCAUCUGUGAUGACUCAGCAAAAAAACAGACCACUGAAAGCUUGUUAGCAAAGCUAUGCUGCCCUCUAUCAUGAAAGCAGAGUUACUCCUUAUUACUGACCGUGUGGGGAGGAGGCCUGACGGAGCUGAAAGGAAUCAUCAUCCCCUUCAUGCCAUACUUCUCUGAUGGAAGCAUUUAUUGUAAACUUAAAAGCAAUGGAAUACUCUGAAAAAGUCAGGUUAACCUGUGAAUCACCUGCUCUUAUAGUAGGCGUUUGUCUGGAAGUAUUUGUUGGCACUUAGUGUGAUGAUGAAACAUUGUGGACAUAAGGAGAGAUUUUGAUAGUGUGAGAUUUUAAAUGUCAUAUCUAAUAAAAUUUGUAAACAGCCCAUCAAUAUUUAGAAAGUGGUUUGUAAAUCCAUAGCUAUUUAGUUGCUUUGGUUACAUUUCAGAUUUUCUCAGAUUUGGUACUUAAUCAAUUUAACCUCCCUUAACUAUCCGGACUGAAGGCUUUACUCUCUUACAAUUGAUCAAGAAGCAGAAAUUCAAUAUUUCCUUCAUGGACACCCAUCUACCACUUCAAAAAAUAAUCAAUCAAGUCUCCUAAUACAAACUACCUCGGUUUCUUCUCAACGCAUACGUAAUUUAUUCCUCCGCUGCAUCCUGAAUGCCCCUUCCCCCCCCCUUCCCCCCCUUCCCCCAUUUCUAUCAUAAUGAACUUCCCAAUAUAAGGGCAUUUAACAGAAGUGUUCUUAGAUACCGAUACUGAAUGGAGGACCAGUGUGAUGGUCCCGUGUUGGGAGAAAGCCGGUCUGCGCUGCCUGAGUGAGGCUUUAUUUUGGUAAAUAUCCAUUCAGCAGGAUAUUUACACGCUCAGUAACAGAUUGGAGCUUAACGGUGCGUUCUGUAACACCAAAAUGACCUUCUUCCAUGUGCUCUCCUAAUAUUGCUUGUUGUAUUAGUGUAUUUCCUUUAGACUAAUUCCAUGUUUGUGCAAUAUAUAACUUUUCCUUUGACGUGAAAGCGCAGAGAUUGCUAUAUGAAUGUUUGAGAAGUCAUUAGGAGUAUUUUGUGACUGCUUAUUGGCCUUGUUAUUGUAAUUUAACAAUUCGUGUGACCACUGGGUGUUUUUGAUCACUUCAUUUAAAAGUGUUUGUUUUUAGCUUUUGUGUUUACUGCUAACGUUUUAAGAGUUUAGACAUGAAUGUUUGGUGGAUUUUAGUCAGUACUUUAAAGGACUGAUAGACAUAAGAUUCCCAUUGGUGAUUGAAGCUUACACUAUAAGUCCAUCAUUUAAUACUGUGCUUAGUGACAGGGUGUGGAAACCUUACCCAUGCAAAAAAACAAGACUUUCAACCAUCACUAAUAUAUUGUGGCAAUUGAACGGUAAAGAAUCUCUUCUGAAUAAAGCGUUAAAGCCGUCAUUACAAACCGUAAUGCAGGGAUUCUAAAUGGUGACAUGAUGAAGCAAUAAUGAGUGUUUGCCUCUGUGCCUUCGGAGGUCUGGACUUAUGAUGUCAUCGCACCUUUUCUCUCCAACAUCCUCAGGGAUGUGGCUUUGCAGCUGCAUCAUUAAGCGCCGCUGGUCUUUCAAACAUGCACCUAGUGGACCAAGUAACCCUAAUGCAGACAAACUGAACCUUGCAUUGCUCUUUGAAUGGAUCAUUCUGCUUUUGAUGUCAGAAGCCUUGAAAAACAUUCUGAUCAGUUUUUUGGAGUCCCGUAUUGCAUUUGACUGUGCAAUUUUUUUGACUUCUGUCCACCCCUGAACACGAUUUCAUCCUGUAAGCUCCUGAAUGUACAAGGUUUAAAGAAUUGUUCUCUUUUCAGAGUACAUGUUUGAAUCAAGAAGCACCUGCCGGUUUCCCUAUAGCCAUUGAACGCUGACCACAGCAGAUGUCUCAUGUUUUCAAUAAAAUGCAUUUAGUCUGGUAA